Anopheles darlingi is the source of this 1878-nucleotide messenger RNA. Its product is annotated as 4'-phosphopantetheine phosphatase. Gene Ontology annotation, biological process: coenzyme A biosynthetic process. Lineage: Eukaryota; Metazoa; Arthropoda; Insecta; Diptera; Culicidae. Gene Ontology annotation, cellular component: nucleus; cytosol. The transcript has 5 exons. Gene Ontology annotation, molecular function: pantothenate kinase activity; ATP binding. Bases 643 to 1755 code for a protein of 370 amino acids. The record is from RefSeq and is a predicted model, not a curated record.
AAACCGCAAACAAUGUUAAUUUACAAGGUGCACUUUUUAUCGCGCAGCGUUAUCUAGCGAAUUCCUCCAGACACAUGUUCCAGGUUUAAGGUAAGAUUAGGGGAGAUGUGAUUGCCAGGCAGUUGCCAUAUGGACGAGGCCUGUAGUGUUUACUGAGCGAUAUAAUGUGUUUGGAAUGAAAUGAAAAACUCUUCCAUUCCGUUUAACAUUUUCAACAAUUAGGUCCAAUUUUUCCAAAGUCCAAACAAAUAAUUAGGUCCAAUUUUUCCUCGUUAGACUUCCUCGUUAGAUUCAGCGGUUCAGCGAGCAGAACUGACAAAAUUGAAACAGCGGCCGUUUGGCAGCACUUCUCUUGUUGUGGCCAGACGUCAAAAGUCCUGGCGCUCCUGAAAUUUUUGCCUGCAAAAAAGGCUCAGCUGGUUCCGAGAAAGGUAUCCUGCGUUCCGUACCCGCUACAAAACAAUAGGGAUGAGCGCGUUAAUCUUGCGGCAAGGCCUCGAAGUGAAGGCCCAGCAGAGCUCCUAACUCGUUCUACGUCUUCGUGGCAGUAUCGUCAGUGGUAGAGUCGUGAUAGACGCCGUAAGGCAAAAAGAACAGAAAAAAUCAAGCGAAGCAACAUCAAAAAGCGGCUCCCGUGUAAUAAUGACCAUGCAAAACAGUACCAACAGCUACGCCGAGGCUGAGGGAGAAUUUGCGCCCUGCCCGUUGCUAGCAGAUGCCGCAAACUACAAUCCAGACACGCUGGAUUUGUACCAGGACCAGGAAGCGCAACGAUACUGGUUUGCUUGCUUCACCCAGAUGCUGCUAAAAUUCGAAAGGCAAGCGUCGAACAGCCAACCAAAGGACGAAACAGCGAAGGUUCGGGCGGAACAGUUCCGGAACCAUUGUGUGGAGGAGUUUAGCAAACUUAAGAAUGGCAAAGGCAACUUCACAACACUAGGCAUUAGGAAUCUUCUCGAAGUGGUGGAAUGUGCGUUGAAAAGGCACGGAUUUCACGAUCCCUGGAAGGAACAAAAGGCUAUAGAAAAUGACGCUUCGAUAAAUUUGUUGAACCAGAGACUAUGCCAGCUUGAUCAGUUGACAUGCGUACGGGAAAAGUGGACGGAAAUCAUUCGAGGAGUUUUAGCAGGUAACAUGUUCGACUGGGGGGCGCAGGCUGUGACACAAAUUUUAGAAACCAACAGCAGUUUUGGCCUCCAGCAAGCACUGGACCGGAUACAGAAAAGACCAUGGCUUAUCGAUGACUUGGACAGUUGGCUUGAUAGAAUAGAGGGUGAGCCUCACCGAUGCGCCACCAUCUUCACUGAUAACGCUGGCAUCGACUUUGUGCUCGGAAUUGUACCACUCGUGCGUGAAUUAUUAAAGCGCAAUACUAAGGUUUUACUGUGUGCGACGGUUAACCCGGCCAUCAAUGACAUUACCUUCUCGGAGUUGGUCAAUGUGAUCGAGGUAUGCUGCGAGCAAUGCGAAAUUUUGCACAAAGCCUAUUUCGACGAGCACCGCUUGGUCCUUCUCGGUAACGAUCAAAUCGGACCGUGUUUAGAUUUCCGAAUGCUUUCAAGCGAGUUAUGUUCAGCGAUCGAGAGAAACGGAGUGGAUCUUUUAAUUAUUGUCGGCAUGGCCCGCGCUCUACACACUAAUCUGAACGCGAAGUUCACGUGCGAAGCGUUCAAGUUGGCUGUUGUGAAGAACGAGUGGCUGGCCAACCGGUUAGGUGGUGAAACGUUUUCGGUGGUGUGUAAAUAUGAAAGCUAAUCUGGCGUUCUUCCUCACCCCGCAUCUUGAAAGAACAAAUUAGUGACGCCUCAAAAGAAACACUUGAACGACAAGUGAAACGAAACUUCAACUGUAAUAAAUAUGGAACAUGUUUAUAUCAUU